Molecule: messenger RNA, 1138 nt
Organism: Limulus polyphemus (Atlantic horseshoe crab)
Lineage: Eukaryota; Metazoa; Arthropoda; Merostomata; Xiphosura; Limulidae
Product: clotting factor B-like
Exons: 6
Coding region: 346-1050 (234 amino acids)
Biological process (GO): proteolysis
Molecular function (GO): serine-type endopeptidase activity
Source: RefSeq, a predicted model, not a curated record
UUGAACAGAUCUGUCUUGACCUACCUUAGAAGUGUUAUCUCUUUCCCACGAAAUGAAGGUAAACCUACUGAUGAUUCGUGCACAACAUCAAAGAACAGGAAAGGACAGUGUAAAACUCUCUAUGCCUGCCCUAUAGUACUAUUCAACAUACAUAAAGAAUACCCUACAAUUUGUGAAUGGAAUGGUUUUAUCCCCGUUGUUUGCUGCACUGAUGUUGUACUAGAUAAUGUUCCAGACCUUACCAUUCCAGGUUGUGGUAUACGGGGAACCAGUAUAGAAAAUUCUGGAAUAUUCAAGAUACAAGUAGUUGGUGGAGAGGAAGUGGUUCGUAAUUCUUGGCCAUGGAUGGUUGGAAUCUCGCAAAAUUUUGGGUUUUCUGAACGAUUUCUUUGUGGUGGUACUCUUAUUUCAUCUAGAUACGUCAUCAGCGCUGCUCAUUGUUUUAAGACAUCAAAUAAACCUGUUUCUUCAUCUGUGUAUACGUUUCGUGUGGGAAGUCACACUCUGAAAGAUGGAACAAAAUAUGACGUAGAAGACGUUAUAGUACAUGAACGCUACCAGCCCAGUCAGAACUAUCACGACAUUGCUGUUUUGAAAGUUAAAGGAGAAGUCAGCCUGAAUGAUAAAGUCAAACCAGUCUGUUUACCUAAGCCUUCCUUUGUUGGUCAAGACUUUAAAGGAAGAGAGGUUACUGUCACAGGCUGGGGAGAUACGUUUUAUGGAGGUACGAGAAGUAAAGUACUUCAACAAGUUUCCAUCCCUGUUGUAUCGAACAAGGAAUGCAACAACUCGUAUUCAAAAUUAGCGUUGUCGAAGUAUCCACAAAGUAUCACUAGAGGGCAGAUCUGUGCUGGAUUGUCUGAAGGAGACAAAGAUGCAUGUCAGGGUGAUUCUGGAGGACCUCUGGUACUAGAAGAAAGUGGACGAUGGACACUAGUGGGAAUUGUGUCAUUUGGCUUGAACUGUGCUGAACCAGGGUACCCUGGAGUUUAUACUAGGGUUUCACACUAUAUAAGAUGGAUUGCUGCAAACACCGACUUAGGAGAAUAGUGGUCUUCCAUCGUUUGAGUAUUAGUUUCACUGUUAUAUUGUAGUAUUUGUAUCUUUAUUUUGAAGAGUAAAGCUUUCUUACCUGAUU